GGAGCGGACAAGCUAACAGAGUUUACUCCAAACUCUCCGGAGCAUCUUUAGCUUGCUGUUAGCAUAGCUCAGCUAGAUAGUUAGCCCCAGCAUGGGCGAUGAUGGAAGUGUAAUUCCUAGGCUCAGCAACAUGAAGGCGUUGCUGGGAAUAGUCGCUGGAGCUGGAGCCUCCUAUGGGAUUUACAAACUGAUUAGCGGGGGGAGCUUCAAAAGGAACAAGAAGAGCGUGAAAGAGAGUGACAGUGGUGCUGUCAGGACGAGCAGUCAGCCCAGUGACACUGCUCUGAAGCCGGGGAGCCUGUUGGCUAAAGUGUCUGGACUGGAUGUUGUCUGUCCACGACCUGCGCAUGUUGCAUCAGGCGACAUCAUCCAUCAGUCUCCUGGUAACCUGGAGCCACAGCAUCUGAAAAUGCUGUUGUCUUGUCUGCAGACCAGCAAUAAUCAAUCUGAAAGAUGUCAGAUUCUACUUACUUUAGGAAAUGCUGCUGCCUUCACAGUGAAUCAGAAUCUAAUCCGGGAAUUUGAAGGGAUUCACAUCAUUGCUGGUUACCUCUCUGAUCCUGUGGCAGAAGUUCGAGUGCAGACUCUGAACGCUUUAAAUAAUCUGUGUAUGAAUAUACAAAACCAGGAGCAAAUAAAGGUUUAUGUGUCUCAAGUGCUGGAACUAAUUGAAAUGUCACCAGUGAAUUCUGACCUUCAGCUGGCUGCUCUCAGGCUACUGACAAACCUUUCAGUCACAGACAAACAUCAACACCUGCUCAAGGAAUCGGUUACACUUUUACUGUCUCUAUUGGUCGUGAGCAGCGAAGCAUUACAGGUUCAGGCUUUGAGGGUCCUUGUGAAUUUGUCUUCUAAUCCAGAUAUAAUGGAUGAUAUUGUUCAAGCUCAGGCUCCAGCCUCUGUUGUGCUGCUGUUCGACACACGAACCGCUCCCCCCGUGCUUUUGCGACUGCUGACAUUUGCAGGAAACUUAAAGGCCUGGAGGCCCUCGGACCAGGUGGCACAUGAACUGAGGAGAAAGCAGGAUUGCCUCUUCCGGGUCAUGUUGGAUGAAUCCUCCCAGCUCCACAGCAGACUGGUCCAGCUGCUUUCACACCCAGAUGGGGAGAUUCAGGCCCAGGUGGCUCGUAUCUUAACAUAGUCCUCUCUGUCUGUCUGCCCUGUCUGUCAUGCACAGCUUUUGCAUCCACACAUUUUGCCAAAGCCAUUAACCCAUAGCCUCCUAAAAGUUCAAUUAUAAAUCUGCUUACAUAAAAAUCAGGCUGUGGAUUCUCAUCUUACGCUCCCACACUCUAACUACAGUUUUCCACAGAUCAAUAUUACUACCACACAAAUCUAAAUGGUCUACUGCUUCACCUCACCAGCCACUUUUGCCCAAUAUACAGUUACAUGCACAUUAAUUAAUUGAUGAGCUGUGAGUGAACAGGAAGCAGGGAAGAAAACAUUCAAUAGAGUGUAAAAAAACAGGCUACCUCUCCCUGUUUUUCUGCUUCUGCCAAGAGUUUUACUCAAAUGACUAUUUUCCUUCAAAGAUCCACAGUGCCCUUCCUUCUGAGAACCUUGCAUUCUUUCUCUAAAGAUAUUUUCCAGGUGAAAUUUCUGAACCCAAUUGCACUGCCAAAUGUUUUCUAGAGAAUGUAUGUAAUCUGUGCAAUGUUGACCCAAUAUAUUACCAGCUGUGGUACAGAGAGACACUGGGAAGCAGGGAGGGUUUCUUGUUUGCAAUCCUCAGCAUGCCUCAAAGACACCAGUGACACUGCAGCUCCAGCCAUUUAUAUUAUUAUGUCACUAAGUUGUAUUUAAGUAGUCUUUUCAAUGAAAACAAGAUCUUUUUUGUCCGUGUAUUUGAUUUGAGAAGCUGAAUCAUGAUUAUAGGAGAACCAAAGCGAGGUAAAGCUACAGUGGGGAUAGCCUAACUUUCUCUACUGAAACUCUUGGUGUUUCUCAAAGUCAGGGUUGGAUCCUCGGCUGAAUUUGAAAGACGCUGCAUUAUCACACCCUGCUGAAUGACUGUUCCAAUUUACAAGAUUACAAGAUACUGCAGAUUCUUAUGGACUGAGUCCUUCACAUAGAGAAGGAUGCAUGUUGUGUAUCCUCAGAGCAGCCAUAAUCCUUAGUACAUUAAUGUUUUAUUAGGCAUUUAAACAUUUUUGCUACUGUAGCAUAUACAUUUCUCCUUUUUUUACAAGUUUUUGGUGUAGCACCACCGUUAUCUAUUUACCCCCUGUAUGGCAUUUAUUUAAUUUGAACCACUGAAGGUGGGACCUUCUUGAUGAUGUAAUGACACACACUUGCUACAUUGUUCCUUUAAGACCUGGGUCAUACUUUUCAUAUGCUCACGGUUCUGUUUAUGAAAAAAAGAGGGUUCCUGACAGUCUGGCUUUGUGCACAUGUGCACGGAAUCUCUUGAUGUCUCACCAGAAAAUUCCUCCUUUGUAUGUGCUUGUAUUCUUUGAGCCAUGGGUAUUGCAGAUUCUCUUCUUCAUUGUCUCUUUUGACCAAAACAAUACUGCACCACAAAUGACUGGAAAGUGUGCCACAGGAAGCAUGCAAAUACCGUGGAAAUGAGGGGAUCAUUAAAUUAAUGCACAUGGAACCUAGUGGACCUCUGCACAUGUGAAUGCAUAAAGUAGGAUCCAGUCCUUUCCAGAAUGCUGAGACUGUCUCUGUAGUACAUGACUUUGAAGGAUCCUUGACUUUGAGAAACACCAACUGCCUUUCCCAUGUUGUAAAUGUUACCUGAGUUGAUCAUGGUGCUUGUUAUUGAAACCAGUGUUGGGUAAGGCCAUCCACAGCUGCCUGAACUGGGAUGCACUGGUGUUAUUGAAUGUCUCAUCUGGCUCACAAUUACCUGCAAAUCCUCCAGGGAGGACCUGGAGGAAGUCACAUAGUGGAAAAAGGAUGUCUGAACUUCUACCAUUGUUAUACGGACACAUUUGACUUAAAAAUAAACAGAGGAGUGGUUGACCUUGGACAAAAGCUCUUUGUUAAAAAUGUUUUAUGCAUAAAAUCGUGUUUGUGGAAUGACAAAUGUGACUGAGUUACUGUAUGUACACAGGCAUUGUCACUGUAAUAAGACAGAUUCCCAACAGGAUAGAAGCUGUGAAACCUGCAAUCUACUCACUUGCAUUUACAGAAAAGAAGGUGUAGGUCCAUCCACCCCCCAACAUGCAUGAAGAAUGAGGUAAAGAUAAUGCCAGAAUAUGGUUUUUAAUGCAAGGAUUUUAUAGCAUGAGUCAGACCAGGUGUUAAGAAAUGCUGCACACUUUACAUGUUUGGAUACUGACUUAAUUUAAUCUAAAUCCUACAUAUGUCUCAGGCAAUAGGGUUUACCAGAGCAGAUACAGUAGGUUUACUUGUGAACUAGAUCUUAUUUAUUUACUGAAGAUAGUCAGUAUUUUGCCUAUAAAAUAAAAAAAAAAUGUUUGUGUGUUUGAAUGGUUCAAUAAAGACUUGUGAAAGUCCA
Molecule: messenger RNA, 3466 nt
Organism: Solea senegalensis (Senegalese sole)
Lineage: Eukaryota; Metazoa; Chordata; Actinopteri; Pleuronectiformes; Soleidae
Gene: armc10
Product: armadillo repeat containing 10
Exons: 6
Coding region: 92-1141 (349 amino acids)
Cellular component (GO): mitochondrion
Molecular function (GO): protein binding
Source: RefSeq, a predicted model, not a curated record